Colossoma macropomum (tambaqui) is the source of this 585-nucleotide messenger RNA. RefSeq names its product essential MCU regulator, mitochondrial-like. The transcript is spliced from 3 exons. The record is from RefSeq and is a predicted model, not a curated record. Gene Ontology annotation, cellular component: uniplex complex; mitochondrial inner membrane. Lineage: Eukaryota; Metazoa; Chordata; Actinopteri; Characiformes; Serrasalmidae. Gene Ontology annotation, biological process: mitochondrial calcium ion homeostasis; calcium import into the mitochondrion. Bases 30 to 344 code for a protein of 104 amino acids.
UUGGGGUGCAGGCUGCCGCAGGAGACCGGAUGGGACACAUACUGAGGGGUAAGAUGACAUCGGUGCUGCACCUGACGAGGUUUUCUGCUAUUUUUAGGCGAAAUGUCGCCGUUUUUCCUCGCGGAAGCGGUCCCGGGACAACAACGACUCCGUGUCGUACUGCAGUCUGCACAUCUACAGGUGCCGUUUUGCCCAAACCGAGAAAGACGCCAUUCGGUUUGAUGCGUAUUGCCAUGGUGGUGGCUCCUUUCCUGUAUGUGGGAACACUGAUCAGCAAAAACUUUGCUGCUCUCCUGGAGGAGCACGACAUCUUUGUCCCAGAAGAUGAUGAUGAUGAUGACUGAACUCAGGUGUCUCCAGAUAUCUGAAGCUGCUGCUAAUGGAGGAAGAUUACAUCGCAGAGAAACAGCAGAGUGUCUUAUCAUUUCUCAAACGCCACUUUAGAGUGACUCUGCAGUGAGCAUGGGUGUGUGUUUGUGUGUGUGUGUGUGUGUGUGUGUGUGUGUGAGAGAGUGUGUAUUUAACAGAGCUGAGCUCUCCUACUCUCUGCAUGAAGCCCAAUAAAGUCAACACUGGAGAAACCAG